This is a messenger RNA of Corticium candelabrum, 599 nucleotides long. RefSeq lists its product as uncharacterized. NCBI's taxonomy places the organism in Eukaryota, Metazoa, Porifera, Homoscleromorpha, Homosclerophorida, Plakinidae. Bases 14 to 505 code for a protein of 163 amino acids. Gene Ontology annotation, biological process: superoxide metabolic process. The record is from RefSeq and is a predicted model, not a curated record. Gene Ontology annotation, molecular function: metal ion binding. The transcript has 4 exons.
CGGUCGGAAACUGAUGGCGGACCAAUUCUUGCCGCUGACGGGACAGCAUAGCGUCAUGUUGCGUUCCAUCGUCUUUCAUGCGGCUGAAAGCGGAGCCGAACGUGUCGCAUGCGCCACUCUCUAUCCCGAAGGGCACAAACCUUUCUCGGUGACAUUUUCCAACCCACCAACAAUAGACCUGACGGACCUUCGCAUGUCCAUUGCUCGUGGCCUAGGAGUCAGUCCCGACGACGUGAAAUACCUAGAUUACAAAGCGGACGACAGUGGACAAUGUGGCAGCGCAACAUUCGCUCUACCAGAGUCGAUAGCGAGUUCACUGCAUGGGAAUGACUUCUUGUCGUCGCUCUCAUCGGAUGGUACUUUUGGAAACUACGCGGUGAAUUCCUCUUGCAUGUCGUUUAUUCCAACGACAGAGUCUUCUCCACAAACGGGAGAUGCAACAAUGACAACGUUGUCCCUGCUCACAACGGCAGCUGCCGUUUCUGCUGCAAUUUCUCUAUUCUAGCAACUUUUCUUGUUGAAAUUUAUGAUUUAGUUAUGAAACCAAACUAUUCAUGCAGCCAAUGUGUAGAUAGGCAUUAUAUACAAAUUUAAUUGAA